This is a messenger RNA of Sorghum bicolor (sorghum), 1117 nucleotides long. Its product is annotated as light-harvesting complex-like protein OHP2, chloroplastic. Lineage: Eukaryota; Viridiplantae; Streptophyta; Magnoliopsida; Poales; Poaceae. The record is from RefSeq and is a predicted model, not a curated record. The coding region runs from base 376 to 954 and encodes 192 amino acids. The transcript is spliced from 2 exons.
CAAAAGUCUUUUCAAAAGAAAAACCUGAAUUUUCAAAAUUUGGUAACAAUAAUCUUUGCUUUGAUGUGUGAGUGACAGACAGAGACAGGGGCAAUCGCAGCAGGUCAGCACCAGGAUUUCUGAAUGUGCUGCGCCCAUGUUGAGUCCCUGCAAACCUCACAAACUUUCUGUUAGGAGACAACACGCCUGAUGUUGAGUUCCUGGGCCCUCUGUUCGCGGACGGACGGCACCACACACUCUUAUCCACACCGAGAGCGUGGGUGUGUGUGUCCAAACCUUCUCCACGCGUUCCCUUCCCUCGUCUCCUCCCUGCUCUGAGAAACAAGAGAGCCAGAGCCAGGCCAGCGCUUGCUGCAAAGCUCAAGCGCCGCAGCAAUGUCUCUGGCCCCGUCCAUCCCUUCCAUCAAGGUGAAGGUGGGGGCCGUCUCGGUCGCGCCGCCGCACCGCGCAUGCCGGUCCUUCGUGGUGAUCAGGAGCUCCAAGGCGGAGGGACCCAUCCGGAGACCUGCGGCGCCUCCGCUGUCGCCGCCGCCACCGAUGCCACCCAAGACGCCGGCUCUGUCCACUCCUCCCACCCUGUCGCAGCCUCCGACGCCCGUGAAGCCCGCUGUUCCACCCACGUCGUCGCUGCCGACGCCACCUUCUCCUGAGCUGAAGCCGGUUGAGGCCCAGGCCCCGGCGGCAGCGCUGCAGAGGCCGGUGGCUGGGGCUGUGACGCUGGAGUACCAGAGGAAGGUGGCCAAGGACCUGCAGGAGUACUUCAAGAAGAAGAAGCUGGAGGAGGCUGACCAGGGUCCGUUCUUUGGGUUCUUGCCCAAGAAUGAGAUUUCCAACGGAAGGUGGGCCAUGUUUGGGUUUGCAGUAGGGAUGCUAACAGAGUACGCAACAGGCUCGGAUUUUGUUCAGCAAAUGAAGAUCCUUCUCUCCAAUUUUGGAAUUGUGGACUUGGAUUAAUGGCGGACUUUUGGUGUUUUCAUUAUGUAUAAGUCUUUUAAAUGUAAUGUAAUUACUUGAUAUGUCAUAUAGAAAAUUUUAUCUUGCGCGUUGUUUGACUUGGUUUUCAUUGUGCGUCCUGUUUGGAUGGACAUCAAUCUCAAUUUCCAGUUUUCUUCGAUUA